AUGGUCGUGUUGCUGGGCCUCUUCUUUGAGUCCGCUGACCAACUAAUCGAUGCUCAAUUGUUGCUAUGCCUUGGGUUGUUUUGGUCGGCUGGUACCGGCCAAGGAUCCAGAAGUGGACCUGCCUAUUUCCGUAAUGUUGUUCUACUAGAUGCUACGGGACUGCUGGUUGGACACUUGAUUGAUCUCCAAGCCCAACCGGACGGAGGCAAAAUUAGCUUAUGUGCUCAUCUCGCCUGUGUUAACUCAAAUCUUGGCCCCGUAAGCAGUCUGGAUGUUGUUUACGAUUCAGAGCAGGGCUUUGUACAUGUCAUUGGCACAGCCAUUGUGUCAAGAGGUGAAGAUGGCGAAGGUGGUCUGGAGGAGGAGGUAGAGUUCUUCCAGUUCGGCCUCAGGCUUUCUACCAUUGGUUCUGUUCGUCGUACAGCUCAAUCGACUGUCUGCAUAAUGCAUGUAAAGCCUCCCUGGCCCGUUGUCUUCCCUGAAGAGGCUGCGGUUUUGGCUCUAUUUGGAAAGGAUGGACAAAUGUCAAUUAUUCAGCUGGGUCCAUCCUCCAAUGACACUACCUCCAGCUCGACCUCUUGCGUGUUUCGUGAGCUAGCGCGUAGUCAGUUUGGACCCGCCAACGCUGGCUCCGAGUUUGUAUGGCCCCCAAAGGAAUGCAUCCUCGUGCCGAAUGUUCGUAGGAGUGAUUCGUUGGCAGAGGACAAUGAACAGACUACGCAUCGUCUCUGGAUUCAUGGUAAAUUUCUCGGGACUGAUUUUCGGUAUAAAUCACUUGGUGUAAUGGUGUCACAUUAG
This is a messenger RNA of Dibothriocephalus latus, 798 nucleotides long. The record is from the annotation of a GenBank genome assembly. NCBI's taxonomy places the organism in Eukaryota, Metazoa, Platyhelminthes, Cestoda, Diphyllobothriidea, Diphyllobothriidae.